Molecule: messenger RNA, 2156 nt
Organism: Prorocentrum cordatum
Lineage: Eukaryota; Dinophyceae; Prorocentrales; Prorocentraceae
Source: the annotation of a GenBank genome assembly
GGUCCUUCGCCAUUCUGGCUCAAGCAAUCUGGGUCCGAGGCCAACUCCAGGUCCAAUAGUCUUGCUAAGCAAUCUCCUGCCCUUGCGGCAGUGGCACGCGGCACACAUGUCGAAGAAGACCGCUGUUGGCAUCGAUCUGGGUACCACCUACUCCUGCGUCGGGGUGUGGAAGAACGACGGCGUCGAGAUCAUCGCCAACGAUCAAGGCAAUCGCACGACGCCGUCCUACGUCGCCUUCACAGACAGCGAGCGCCUGAUCGGGGACGCGGCCAAGAACCAGGUGGCCCGCAACCCAGAGAACACGGUCUUCGAUGCGAAGCGGUUGAUCGGUCGCAAGUUCGCGGACCCGAUCGUGCAGGCAGACAUCAAGUUGUGGCCUUUCAAGGUCGAGGCAGGGACGGGCGACAAGCCGAUGAUUGUUGUGACUGCACAGGGCGAGGAGAAGAAGUUUCACCCAGAGGAGGUAUCCUCGAUGAUCCUGCUCAAGAUGAAAGAGACCGCCGAGGCCUACUUGGGGUCCAAGUGCAACGAUGCUGUCGUGACCGUCCCGGCUUAUUUCAACGACUCGCAGCGCCAGGCUACCAAGGAUGCCGGGACGAUCUCGGGCAUGAACGUCCUUCGAAUUAUCAACGAGCCCACCGCGGCGGCGAUCGCGUACGGCCUCGACAAGAAGGGCAGCGGCGAGAAGAACAUCUUGAUUUACGACAUGGGUGGGGGCACCUUCGACGUCUCCCUGCUGACAAUCGAGGACGGCAUCUUCGAGGUGAAGGCCACCGCCGGGGACACACACCUGGGGGGCGAGGACUUCGACAACCGUAUCGUGGACUUCUGCAUGCAGGACUUCAAACGCAAGAACAGGGGCAAGGCCCUCGACGGCAACCAGCGUGCCAUCCGCCGCCUGCGGACGCAGUGCGAGCGCGCCAAGAGGACCCUCUCCUCCUCCACGCAGGCCACGAUCGAGAUUGACUCGCUCUUCGAGGGAAUCGAUUUCUCCUGCUCGCUGUCGCGCGCCCGAUUCGAGGAGCUCAACAUGGAUUACUUCCGAAAUUCCAUGGGCCCCGUUGAGAAAUGCUUGCGCGACAGCGGCAUCGAUAAGAAGAAUGUGCACGAGGUCGUUCUGGUGGGUGGUUCCACGCGCAUCCCGAAGGUGCAGGCCAUGAUCCAGGAGUUCUUCAACGGCAAAGAACCCAACAGGUCCAUCAACCCGGAUGAGGCCGUGGCCUUCGGCGCGGCAGUGCAGGCCGCCAUCCUCACUGGCGAAGGCUCCUCGCAGGUUCAGGAUCUAUUGCUGCUCGACGUGACACCACUUUCGAUGGGCCUGGAAACCGCCGGCGGGGUGAUGACCAAGCUCAUCGAGCGGAACACCACGAUCCCAACCAAGAAGGGCCAAACGUUCACCACCUAUGCCGAUAAUCAGCCAGGAGUGCUCAUCCAGGUGUUCGAGGGUGAGCGCGCGAUGACCAAGGACAACAACUUGUUGGGCAAGUUCCACCUCGAUGGCAUCCCGCCCGCCCCGCGCGGCGUGCCGCAGAUCGAGGUGACGUUCGACAUCGACGCUAACGGCAUCUUGAACGUGGGCGCACAGGACAAGUCAACUGGCAAGUCGAAUCAGAUAACCAUCACCAACGAGAAGGGGCGGCUGUCCCAGGCGGAGAUCGACAGGAUGGUGCAGGAGGCAGAAAAGUAUCGCGCUGAGGACGAGACGACCAAGCAAAAGAUCGAAGCGAAGAACGGACUCGAGAACUAUUGCUUCACCAUGCGCAACACCCUGCAGGAGGAGAAGCUCAAGGAGAAGUUCGAGGAUGGAGACAAGGAGAAGAUCGAGAAGGCGGUGCAGGAUGCCCUCGACUGGCUGGACAAAAACCAGCUGGCCGAGAAGGAUGAGUUCGAGGGUAAGCAAAAGGAGCUGGAGGGCAUCGUCAACCCCAUCAUGAUGAAGGUGUACCAGGCCGCCGGCGGCGGCGAGAUGCCAGACGGUGGCAUGCCAGGCGGCGGCGGGAACGCCGCCGGCGGCGGCGCAGGGCCCACCGUGGAGGAGGUGGACUAGCCCAAUCGCUUGACGCUCCCUCACGACGCAGGGAGAGCGGGUGCGUCUGAGGCUUGCCAGGGAGGAUUUCCACUUAGGGUCAGGUCGGGCUUGUCCCUCUACAGGGGGG